AUGUCUCCCCUCAUUCCCCUAUUCGCAGCCAUCGAUGACAUGAAUCCUAGUUUCAACUUCAAGCAGUUCGACCUCAUCACAGACCGCAAUAACCUUCGCAAGCUUCUCCGCUGGGCUAGUGGCUCACCGGAUGAGAAAGACUUUCGUAUCGAUAUCGAUGUAGCGGGCACAACGUGCUUGUUCACACGCCUUGAGGCACAGAACACGGACAUCGUACAAGGCUUUAUGGGGUAUGGACAUGAGUACGAGAAAGCGGCCACGAGAGUCACUCGCGGCUGCGAGAGAGCUACUGGUCAUCACCGGAUGAUUUCCAUCGACAUUGGUGAACUGAAGGUUCUCCUUCGUUUCACGAUUGAGGCAUGCACCUCUUCCACCAAUGACACCAACGAGGAGGACGACCUCCUAGCAGCCUUCUCAGGCCUGGGUAUUGGCGGAGCGUCUGUCUCUAGCAGCCGGGACACUAAGAAGCCUCAAGCCACGGUGCCAACCGUUCGUGGCGUGACGAUCAGACAAACAACUCCACGCAAAGUUGUCCCGCAAGCCUCUCUCAUCGAGCUCAAAACACGCGCUGCCCGCCGAGAGAUCGACUGGGCAGAAGUUUAUCCACAGCUCUAUCUUUCUCAGACAGCAUUCCUGUAUAUCGCGAAGCACGAACGCGGCAGCUUCAACACCCUGGAAAAAGUAGAGCUUGGCUCGAAGAGCAUGCAGACUCAUGCCCGCCAUACUCAGCAGGGUGUUGCGAAGUUGAAACUCGUGCUUCAGGAUAUUUUGGAUGCUGUGAAAAAGGAAGAUGUGGGGGUAGGCUUGAGUUUGGUGGCAAAGGAUGGCAAGUUGGCAUUGUACAAGCGCCAUGAGGGGACUGGAAAAGGACCGGGAAAAGAUAUCACAGACAAAUUCAAUUGA
Suillus plorans is the source of this 903-nucleotide messenger RNA. RefSeq lists its product as uncharacterized. Bases 1 to 903 code for a protein of 300 amino acids. NCBI's taxonomy places the organism in Eukaryota, Fungi, Basidiomycota, Agaricomycetes, Boletales, Suillaceae. The transcript is spliced from 2 exons. The record is from RefSeq and is a predicted model, not a curated record.